This is a messenger RNA of Arabis nemorensis, 540 nucleotides long. The record is from the annotation of a GenBank genome assembly. NCBI's taxonomy places the organism in Eukaryota, Viridiplantae, Streptophyta, Magnoliopsida, Brassicales, Brassicaceae.
AUGUUGUUUCUCGGUAGUUACAUUGAUCUUUGGCCCUGCACUUCUAAAGAGCUUGAUCAUUUAGUCAGACAAGAGUUGCUUGUGAAGAAUAUGAAUAAGAAAGUAGAGAAGACAAUUCUACCUCAUGGAUCUGGAGCUGUAGAGUUUGCUAGUUCUGCAAACCCAGUGGCAGCUUCUGCUUUGAACACCUUCCCAACCAGCUUGCCGAUUUUUUACGGUAAAUCCCUUUUAACCAACUCCAAGUUGUCCAACACCCAAUGUGGAUGUUGUUCUGUCAAUGUUUGCAGAGUGACUUACCAACAGCUCAAACUGUUAAGCAGAGUUUCGUUGCUAAAAGCAAUUGCUCCAGGUCAAAACGAUCCCUCAGGACAAGAAGAAGAUGAUACUGCAACCAUACAGAGCCAGCCUCUACCGACAGAUGUUUUCAGACUAAGGCAAAUGCGUAAAGCUCGAGGGAUCUUAACAUCAUCACAGACACCUACCGGUUCCACAUCACAUGGUAGUGCAUUCUCCGGUGAGCUAUCUGGUAGCACUGGCUAA